Neoarius graeffei (lesser salmon catfish) is the source of this 1275-nucleotide messenger RNA. RefSeq lists its product as uncharacterized. NCBI's taxonomy places the organism in Eukaryota, Metazoa, Chordata, Actinopteri, Siluriformes, Ariidae. The transcript is spliced from 5 exons. Bases 1 to 912 code for a protein of 303 amino acids. Gene Ontology annotation, molecular function: protein binding. The record is from RefSeq and is a predicted model, not a curated record.
AUGUCUCAGCAGGUGGACGGAUCAAGGAAAAAGGGCCGCCCCUGCAAGAUCUGGUGUGAGCUGGUCAACCAGGACCUCAAGAAGUGGUGCCUUACACCCAAAGAUACUUUAGACAGGGACUUCUGGAAGAAGGAAUUACGGACUUGCCGUGCAGCGUCCAGCACACCGGUGGUGUUUAUUUCCCGCCCAACGUGUGGCUGCAUAAAAAAGUUGAGUAUCAGGAAGUUCUGUUUCAGGAGGCUGUGUCAAGAGCUCUCAGCAGCACACACAGAGGGACCUGGGUUCAUGCUGGUGGGAAGCGGUCUGCAGGAAAUGGAAUCUCAUGGAAAUUGUCAGGAUCGAUGCUGUGAGCUGAAGCAGCUCCGAGAGCUCAUAUAUCAGCAGGUAGCCGCUUUAUCUGAGAUCAAGGCAAAGAUGGAGUACAUGGAGAAAGAGAAUACAGCUCAGGCAGGCGAGCUGUUGGCAGUGAAGAGCGAACUGGAGAGGAUGAAGAAAGAAAAUGCUGAGCGGCCGAAGGUGGCGUUCAGUGCCAGAUUAUCUGCAGGAUAUCACGGAGUGUUUGACACCGAAACCACUCUGAUCUACAGUCAAGUCAUCAGCAAUAUCGGAGCAGCUUAUAACCCACACACAGGCAUGUUCAUAGCUCCGGUUACAGGUGCGUACUAUGUCCACAUCACAGCCUACAAUGGUACCAACCGCGACACUGGCGUCCGCCUGUACAAGAACAGCCAGCACCUCAUGCACUUGGUCAGCGACAGCAAAAACAACUCUACCAAACAUGUGUCCAGCGCGCUGGUGCUCGAACUGGAGGCCGGAGACGUCGUGUAUCUCCGUCUUCUCAGGAACUGCGCCCUCUGUGACGACAAGCUGCACUGCAACACCUUCAGCGGAUUCCUCAUUUUCACUUCCUAAAAAAAAAUAAAAUCCACCAUCUGUGCCUCAGCUCUGUUUAAAUCUCCAGUAAAACGAGUUUAUCUGCAUUCUCACAUGUUUCUGUCCUCGUGUGUGUGAUAUCGCAUCUCCACAUCUAGUGCAAAACGGAAAGUUACAGCUUAACCUCAGACACUGGUGACUCCUUCCAUUUAAUCCUUCCUUGAAUUAAAAUGUUUAUUGAACAAAUUAUGUAGUCUGGAAACCCAGCCAAUCAGAGAAGAGCUAAUCAAUACAUUAAUGAUCCCACACACAAAAAAAGGGAAACAGUCACAUACAUUCUACUUAGAAAUUGGAGAAAUAUUUUAAAUCACUAAAUAAAUGCAUUGUAUGGCACCUUUAAAA